CUAAUCGAUGUCAGUGUGCGACAUUCUGUUCUGUUCCCCUCUGGGCCAACAUUUUCUUUCUCCCAGACAUAGUAUCACGACUCCGGUAUUAGCUGCUUCGUCCGAGUCCCAGUGUACCACAUUGAAAUCAGCAUGAAAUCUCUUCUGGCCUUCCUGCUCUGCUUCUCACCUUUUCUGUACAUGGAGGUGGAUGGGGCACCUAAUGGUACGGAAUCUCGCGAGGAAGAAACUACAAAACUCCAGCAACAAAUUCCACAAGUAGAACCUCCUAGCAAUGUCACUGCUGAAAGCCUCAAGGAAAAGCUGAAAACGGCGAAAGAAACGAUGCAGAACAUGAUGGCCAUCGCAGAGGACUGGGUGAAUCGACUCGGAGAGAAGGAAGAAAGAAACGAGACGCACGAGAACGAUACCGGAAUCGAUUUUCGUUCCGACCUCCAUCGGGAGAUCCUCACGAAUCGGGAACUCAUGAAGGAGCUCCUCAACGUUUCUCAGUGA
Darwinula stevensoni is the source of this 495-nucleotide messenger RNA. Lineage: Eukaryota; Metazoa; Arthropoda; Ostracoda; Podocopida; Darwinulidae. The record is from the annotation of a GenBank genome assembly.